AUGCAGCUAUGUUUCUUGCAGGCCGCCGUCGGCUUAGCCCUCCUAUCUAUCGCCUGCGCGUGUCACAAUGGCGGCGGUCCCAACCUACGUAUCACCGCAAAGGCAUGCGGGCUAUACGCCUCAAAGCAGCACCAGUGGGGCAAGGGCGAGUUUGACGCCUCCUCUGGACAGUGUGUGAAGUCUACCGACAGCGACCAGAUCGCAGGGAAAGAGUGGGAGGCUGCCUGCCGUGAGGUUGCUGAUACCGGCUUCGAGUGCGCCGACGGGCAAGGACUGUAUUGCAAAGCACCUCCUAAUGAAGUUCGUGGGCGUUGCUGA
Molecule: messenger RNA, 318 nt
Organism: Colletotrichum siamense
Lineage: Eukaryota; Fungi; Ascomycota; Sordariomycetes; Glomerellales; Glomerellaceae
Exons: 3
Coding region: 1-318 (105 amino acids)
Source: RefSeq, a predicted model, not a curated record